Molecule: messenger RNA, 1895 nt
Organism: Megachile rotundata (alfalfa leafcutting bee)
Lineage: Eukaryota; Metazoa; Arthropoda; Insecta; Hymenoptera; Megachilidae
Gene: ort
Product: glycine receptor ora transientless
Biological process (GO): monoatomic ion transmembrane transport
Cellular component (GO): membrane
Molecular function (GO): extracellular ligand-gated monoatomic ion channel activity; transmembrane signaling receptor activity
Source: RefSeq, a predicted model, not a curated record
UGAAUAUGAAGAGUUCUCUAACGUGCUUUGACUUUUUCUGCUUUUAAAAGGACGUUUCUAUGCAAAGCCGAGGUACCUAAUACAAGAAAGCAGCCAAACGAUGUCUAACGAUGCGAUCCGAAUGCAACCGAUCGAUCUGAGGCGCGUUACAAGCUAAGUGAUGCGGAGUUUGGAGUUCUUCGAUCUUUUACCGGAAGAUCCUAAACUUUACGAUAAAAUGCGACCACCUAAGAAAGAUGGACAAGCAACCGUCGUUUAUUUCCACGUUACUGUCAUGGGACUUGAUUCAAUAGAUGAGAAUUCAAUGACCUAUGCUGCUGAUAUAUUCUUCGCUCAAACUUGGAAAGACAACAGGUUGCGAUUGCCAGAAAACAUGACAUCUGAAUAUAGAUUGUUAGAAGUAGACUGGUUGAAGAACAUGUGGCGACCGGAUUCCUUCUUCAAGAAUGCGAAAUCAGUGACUUUUCAAACGAUGACUAUACCGAACCACUAUUUAUGGCUGUACAAAGACAAGACUAUUCUUUAUAUGGUGAAAUUGACACUGAAACUUUCUUGUGCCAUGAAUUUCUUGAUUUAUCCUCACGACACGCAAGAAUGUAAACUACAAAUGGAAAGCCUGUCGCACACGACGGAUGAAAUGAUCUUCCAGUGGGAUCCUGAUGUGCCACUCGUCGUCGAUGAGAACAUCGAGCUGCCGCAGUUGCAACUGGUUAAAAAUUAUACGGCCGAUUGCACGCAGGUCUACUCGACCGGUAAUUUCACUUGCCUUGAGGUAAUCUUCGUCUUAAAACGUAGGCUCGGCUACUACUUGUUUCACACUUAUAUUCCUACUUGCUUGAUCGUCAUUAUGUCGUGGGUUUCUUUUUGGAUAAAACCGGAAGCAGCGCCAGCCAGAGUAACGCUGGGUGUAACAUCUCUGCUCACUCUAUCGACGCAACACGCAAAGAGUCAAGCAUCUUUACCUCCUGUAUCAUAUUUAAAGGCCGUCGAUGCAUUCAUGUCUGUUUGUACGGUCUUCGUGUUCAUGGCGUUAAUGGAAUAUUGUCUGGUAAAUAUCGUUCUUGGCGAUUCGGACGCACCAGCGGCAAAGCCUGCGCCUCCUCCUCAGCCGCCAUCUUCCAGUGGUACAGAUUCCACGAAGCUGGAUAAAAUUUUCGACAUCGCCACUAAGGAGAACGCAAUGUUGUUAUCCGGUCGAUCGCAGAAAUCAUCAGCUGGACCACCGCCAGGCCCUACACCUGCCCAAAGGGCGCGAAUGCGUGCUCUGAACAUCGAUCGAGUCUCACGGGUCUUCUUCCCCUUCCUAUUCGCUGUAUUGAACGUCACCUACUGGAUUAUGUUUGCCGAAUAUAUUUAAAUGCUCGCGAGAAAUGCAAUAGCGACUUUCUCGAUGAGCUCGGUUCAAAGGAGUUGGCGUUACCAGAAGAGGACAAAGGAACGAUACGACUAGAUAUUACUGAAAGAAGACAAACUUUGCUACUCUGAUCAUAGAACGUUUUUUUAAGGAUAUCGCGUAAGGGUAUAAAUGGAAAGAAUAUAUUGAUCGUGGAGGUGUGUUUUAAGAUUUUGAUUAACAACGUUUACGUUGAUGUGAUUGAUCCAGGCUGUUGAUAUACAAAGUUUAAAAAAUGUUAAGGGUAGAGGGCUUGAAUAAGGGUUAAGUAGAGUGGAUGAAGAAUAUUGAUGCAAUCACAAAGGAAAUGAUUAUUGUUUUGAAGUAAAAUCCUAAUUGAUCAGCAUCUUUGAAAUGCAAGGUUCUGACGUUUGAAUAAGGAAGAAAAUAAAUACGUGCAAUUUGAUUGGGCAAUAAUUCAAAAUAUUUGUUACUAAUAAGCAAGGGAAGAGAUAUUGCUCAAAAACAUUGAUGAAAAUAUUCAAGGAUUAAUUCAUGAUAA